CCAAGCCAGAGCCAGUCCAACCAGUCAGCUGUGUUAUCUCGGUGCUGUCGGCUGUGCGAUUCUCCUCUCCAAGACUUCCUUACAAAAAUCAUAAAAAAUGGCACUGUGGCGGACCAUAGGCCUAUCGUCCAGAGGCACUGUGGCACGGUGUAGUCUGCAGAAUUCGUCCACAAGGAGUCUGUCCGCGGCUACGAACCAGGAACCGGUUUACGAACUACGAACAUACACAGUUUAUCCAGAUAAGAUGCGGGAGUACCUGAGCCUAACCAGCGAGGAAUUCCACUUGCGAACAGCCCACUCGAAGGUCCUGGGCUUUUGGACCUCCGAGAUCGGCGGGCUGAACCAGGUCGUUCACAUAUGGGAGUACGAGAGUCUGGCCCACCGAUCCACCGUAAGGGCGAAAUUAGCAGGCGACAAAGAGUGGAUAAGCAGAUAUGUGAGCCGAGUGGCCGGGAUGUGGCAACAACAGGAUAACAGCCUCAUGACCCUCCUACCUGGCACCUCCCUGGCACUCCCAAGUGGCACUGGCGUCUACGAGCUCCAGACGGUGACCCUGCAGGGCGCGGGGUGGUCCGGCGCCCUCAGGAACUACGUGAGGGCGUGCAGGGAAGGCGAGGGCGCGCGGGCGGUCGAGGGAACGGCGCUGGUCGGGGCGUGGAAGGGCGUGCUGGGACCGGCCAGCACGGCGGUCCUUCUGUGGCGCCACCAGGGGCCCGACUCCUGCGUGGCGCUCAGGGGCGUCUUGGAGUCCCUGGCUGAAGAUUCUUCGCUGACCCCACACCUCAGGUCGGGUCACUCGAAGCUCAUCCUUCCCCAUGCAGUGUCGCCUCUUCAGUGACCUUUACGAAGUGACCUGACCUUUCCGAUAUUUUUUCUUAGAGAUGUUAGGGAAUUAGUUGUCAAGAAAC
Penaeus monodon (black tiger shrimp) is the source of this 908-nucleotide messenger RNA. Its product is annotated as protein NipSnap homolog 3B-like. NCBI's taxonomy places the organism in Eukaryota, Metazoa, Arthropoda, Malacostraca, Decapoda, Penaeidae. Bases 98 to 838 code for a protein of 246 amino acids. The transcript is spliced from 6 exons. Gene Ontology annotation, cellular component: mitochondrion. The record is from RefSeq and is a predicted model, not a curated record.